Marchantia polymorpha subsp. ruderalis is the source of this 1991-nucleotide messenger RNA. NCBI's taxonomy places the organism in Eukaryota, Viridiplantae, Streptophyta, Marchantiopsida, Marchantiales, Marchantiaceae. The record is from the annotation of a GenBank genome assembly.
GCCGCCAAAGCGUAUAACACUACAAAUUCCAUAUUUACAUGACACCUUAAGGGCAUGAAUGUGUCAAGCUUAUCAACAGAAAAGUGACGUUAUAAUAAAAAAUUAUUGGGAGUCACUCUAGUCUAGAUCUUUCAGCUUUCAUGGAUUAUAGACCCAUAAACCCUGACGAAGUGUAUGUAUGGACUGUCACCCACCCAAUCUGGAUUAAGGGUCUAGUGGAACUAGGAGCCUAAAAACCCAUGACACGCCAACAACGAAGAGAAAUUGGGUGCAACAGAAAUCACAUUGGUACAUUGUCAGGGAAAAUUAUAGAAAGCGAGUGACAGAAUGGUUCUUCCCUAUGGAAUGUUUUCUAGCGUUUUUGGAUAGACCCAGCAACAACGUGGUUGUUGCUAGAUCCAAUGGCAACCCCCUCCCUACAUCAGUCUAAACAAGAGUAUUAAUCACCUUCAUUAUUUGUGGGUGAUCAUUCUGAUUGCAUAGCACAAUCUUAUCAUCAUUUUUUAUUCCCUUUUUCUCCCCUCUUCAACAAAACAAAAAGACACCAAAGAGUUGAGAAACUGCAUAAUCUGUCGCAACGAUGAGUUCUUACGGGGGACGAAGACAAGGUUCGAAAGGGAUGAAAAGCGAACGUGGAGCUUCCGACGAAGUCGACUGAACUCUCAUGAGACAUAUGUAGACCCCACAAUGUGAGGAUUGAUCGAGAGACGCUUUUCUUCUUUACCACAGAAAUGUCAGAUUUUAACGGGCAUGACCACUGACUCUUACGAAAGUCGGUCAUCACAACAGGAAGUUUCAAAGCUGAAAGAGAUUUCCAUCAUGUUCUCAUGCUAGCUCUCUGUGUCUGUGGUCGGAUGUACUCAUGACACAAGCUAUGAAAGAAACGCCUGCCGUGUAAAAGUCAGUCUAAACAAAUCAUACACAUGCAUGCUUACAACCGUCGUGGAUCAACAACCUUGCGCUGCACACCGAAAGAAAGAGUCUUCUACAAAUGGAGCAGUCGUCUCCGGUCCAGAAAAUCGUGUACAGUACAGCUUGGACCUGCCAAUAAUAACACAAGGAGACAGUUGACCGGAAGGAAGUCCUCGAGUUCUCGUCGCCCACGUGAGCUGGCAAGCUCAACAGUGAGCGAGCAGAAGCCAGUUGCUGGUCCUCACUUCGAUGUCCGCAAAGUCUGUUCCCGGAGAAUGGCUACGAAAGAAAACUCGAGCACCUCGUUCUCCGAUCGAAUUCGUCCAUGCCCAUUGCCGUACUACUUUAUCCUGAUGAGAGUGAGUGAGGGAGUGAGGGAGUGAGUGGAAAUGGCGUGUCGAGUUCCGAGAAGGAAACCGAAGACGAAGGAGCCUGAAGACAAAAGUCGAACUCAAGUUGUCGAGCAGCAGCAGCAUCUCUAAAAUUGCCUUGCUUAUCUUGUUUGCUUUUGCUGCACAUCUUUCUGAGAACGUUCAUCGCGUUUACUCGCUGGCUCAGAUAUUUCACCGUGCCUCCCACACUCUAUCUCAGCAUCAUCACCCACUUCCGAGUCGGUCUGAUAUUAUUACAGGACUGAAAAGAGAGUGGUACAGUCAGUCCUUUACAGACCCCAAGCUCGCCCCAGGCUAAUUGGACCAAACUCAGUCACAAUUUGCCCUUGUCAGUCAAAUUUGCAUCCGUUGAUCGUCGGUGCGAACUACUGACUCCCUUCCGAAAGCACAGUUGUUGAAUAGCACUGUAGUUGAGAAAUGCGAAAUUUCCAACCGCUGCGUUCUGUCAGCUUUUCCUUCUCGUGGAUCCGGACAAGCCUAGCAAGUUGGACAAGAUCAUGUUCAUUCCGGUCUUUUCCCAGCAUCUAUCUGACCUUAAAUUCAACGCCUGGUCCUCCUCCUCCUCCUCCUCACCCAGGGUCUGCUCGUGGGUUUCUUCUAGACCCGAUGAGCGGAGAAGAUCGCCGUCGUUUGCACCCCCUUUCCUUUUCCAAACUUGUCUUUCUUCUAUAAAUGACUCACUGCGUA